CGAUUAAUGGGGGUUUGUUUCUAAGACGGAGCUACUUCCAGUAUGGCGGCUCUGAGCAAAAAAAAAAAUGCUGAAAAUCUAGUCCUAAUUCUAAAUUCUUAAUUGACUGUUCUGGACUGACUAUGGUGUUGUCAACAUUCAGAUGUGCAAAAGCGCUGCAGAUUACCCUGGCUGUAGUUAAACCCGAUGCUGUGGCCAAUCCGGUCAUACUUGAGGCUGUCCAUCAGAAAAUUCUGGAGAACCAGUUUUUUAUUGUGAGGAAUAAAGAUUUAAUUUGGAGAAGAGAGGACUCUGAGAGAUUUUACGCAGAACAUGCAGGAAGAUUCUUCUACCAGAGACUAGUUGAAUUCAUGUCCAGCGGGCCAAUGAGGGCCUAUAUUUUGGCCCGAGAGAAUGCGAUUGGUCACUGGAGGGAACUGAUGGGGCCCACGAAAGUGUUUCGAGCUCGUUACACAGCGCCAGAGUCCAUACGGGGUGUCUACGGACUGACAGACACCAGGAACACAACACAUGGCUCAGACUCUGCAGAAUCUGCCACCAGAGAAAUCUCCUACUUCUUCCCAGACUUCAACAUGAAGCAGUGGAUUGAGAAGGAAGAGCCCCUAUUCAGGGCAGGGGACAUUGUCUAUGAUGAGCAAAAACAAGUUCACACUGCUAAAGAAGGUCUUUGAUGAGAGCUGUGUUUCUCCUUCCGCUAGCUAUCCCAGGUUCAUGUAUUCUCUACAGCUGGAUAUGAGGUGGGGAAGGAACCAGAGAUAAUCUGCUGUAUUCAGGCAGUAAUCAACUGUGAAUAUAAGUGAUGUGUUUGUUCAUUAACCCAUCCUGUGUGAACAAGGGUUAGUGCUAUGAUUGAAAUCCAUUCUACAGGUGACUGAAACUCAUUCAAGCUGAUCUAAUUACUUGAUGCUUUUUCGCUGUUUUUAUAACUGCACAUUUGCCAAUACAGGUACAAUGUUAAAGCAUUGCUACCCAAUGCUUUAAAAUCCAUCUGCUUCCCUUAUUAUGUUGUGUUGAAAAUGUCAUUUAAGUGAAAUGUCCCAGUUUGAGGGGCACCCUACAGGUAAAUCUGAAACGGGUGUAAUAUGAUUAUAGUAUUGUUGACCCUUAGUAAAUUAAAGUUGUGCCUUAUCACUGCAGCACAGUGGCACCAAUAUCACCCCUGCUCUUGGUUUAUGCUUGUUUAUUUGACCUUAAUUUACAAGUUACUUCAUGGUACCUGAUUCCUUCCUGUUUUCUUAGGCAGAUUUACUCCCAAGUGCUGCAACUGCAAUUGUAAAGCAUUGGUUAUCAGUCACUUACUGUAAGAUGUCAUUGGUUUUCCUAUUGCAACAUUCAGUUGUACUAAAAAAAAUCCAGAUCAAUUGCAUGACAUGCGUCUUCUAGUCUGUACAGCCAGAUGUGGCAGAAGAUUUGAUGUUUACAGCUCAAAUAAAAAGAUGAAGGUAACCGUG
This is a messenger RNA of Acipenser ruthenus (sterlet), 1451 nucleotides long. It is a transcript of the gene nme6, whose product is annotated as NME/NM23 nucleoside diphosphate kinase 6. NCBI's taxonomy places the organism in Eukaryota, Metazoa, Chordata, Actinopteri, Acipenseriformes, Acipenseridae. Gene Ontology annotation, molecular function: nucleoside diphosphate kinase activity. Bases 123 to 671 code for a protein of 182 amino acids. The record is from RefSeq and is a predicted model, not a curated record. Gene Ontology annotation, biological process: CTP biosynthetic process; UTP biosynthetic process; GTP biosynthetic process. The transcript is spliced from 6 exons.